ACGCAGAUAUCGUUGGUUUCGGGCUGGGGAAUGGAGCUGAAAGCGCCGAAAGUGUCGCAACGCCUUUCGUCGCUCAGAUAUUUCCCAGACACAACCCUAAUGUCUUCCAUUUGGUAUUCUUUUGGUUCCUCCGUUUUCUUUCCUUUCUUUGACCAUAUUUAUUUGGCGAAAAAAGCAAAACAACAGAUUUGGCAAAACAAAAACCAGAAAAUUUUACGGUUUCAGGUUGUACGUUUGUGCUUUCCCCAUCAUUCAAAUUUGAUUUCAGCAACUUUCUCAUUUGGGGUUGAACAAUCUUGGGUUUUAUUUUGAUCCAACAAAUUAUUCUUUUGUUCCCCUUCUGUCUCUCUCUCCGGGGUCUCUCUUUUUUUCUUUUUUUUUUUAUAAACUCUCCGAUCUCUUCUUUGUGAUAAAGAAGAAGGAGGUUUUUUUUUGUGUGGAUUUUCGCUUGAUUUUUUAUGGCCUUAUUUCCUUUGUUGAGUUAUUUAUCAUAUUGAUCUUUGGCUCAAGGGGAAGCUUAUCAUUGCCGGUGCCGCUUCCGGCGUUUCGAUUUCAGCGGCAAGGCAUUGGAUACCGCAAGGCUUUUUAUUAUUGAAUUGACUUGCAAUACUUCACUGCAGAAGUAAGAGCCGAAAUUCUAAUCACACCUUUGGAACCUUAAUGUCGGUAAUUAAUAAUUUCAGUUAUGGACUUGGAGCAUGGUUGCCUUAGCAGUACGCACUUGGGAACACACCCAGAGAUUACUGAGGGAAACGGAAUAAGUAAGCAUUCUGAAACACGUCCAGAGGUUCUUGAAGGAUGUGGAGGAAGUGAGCACUUCGAAAUAAAUCCAUUUCUUAUUGAUGGGAGCCAAAGCAUUACGGAUGCUGAAACGCAUUCAAUUGAAAUAGACAGGACUGGGAGCAGUAGGCAUUCAGAGACACAGGCGAACGUUAUAGAUGGAAGUGAUAGCUGUCAAGAGGAUCCUAGUAAUGAAGGCGAUCCACAUGCCCUAGCCAAAAGGUUAGGGCCUUCUUAUUCUUCAACUUCAUCUUCAUCACAUUCGUCAUUGGAAUUUCUCUUCCAAGGAGAUUCAGUUGUAGCCUCCAAAUCUGGACAAUCCACUCCUUCCUUCCCUUCACCUGAAAAAGAUACCCAACUGGCAUUCCAAGAUGAAAGUGAAGUUUCCAGCAACAUCUUUUCCAAAUCAGAUGAGCGUGACAAUGAUGGUCCAGAUCCCUUAUCGACAUCUCAAGUUCCUGAGAUAAACCAUGAAUCAAUGGUGCAUGGUACGUCACCAACACAAUCCCCUCAGGUACAAGUGAUGAAUCGGUCAGGAGGAUACGAUCCUAACAGAAUUCCGUCUUCUGUGUUUGCAAGAAGUAAGUCCACAACGCCAAUGGAAUGGAGUGUUGCUUCCAAUGAAUCAUUGUUUAGCCUUCACAUAGGGAACGCUAGUUUCUCCAAAGACCAUGUGUUUUUGUUUGGUGAUCUAAAGCCUGAAGAACUGAUAAAAUCGGAUGAGUUGUUUGCGCUCAGCCCAACCUCUCCACUUCCAGAACUGGGAACUGACAAAAAGAAUAUCAAGAUAGCUCAUGAUUCUGAAGCUACAGUAGUGGCUGAUGAGAUCGUUAAGGAUUCAGAAAGAGUUAGUGUGGAAGCUCAGAGUGAGGAAAAGAUGUCACCUCCAGUAGUUUCCUGGAAUUCCUCUAGUCUCUCCCACCGUUCAGAUGAGAGUGUAGCCUCAUUUGCUUUUCCCAUUUUGGCUGGAGGGGAAAGGAGUGGUCGUCUCAAGACAGAUGGAGGGAAGCGGCUUCAAGAGCCACCAGCCCCCAAAGUGACUUCAAAUUCAACAUCCAAAUGUUGUUUUCCUUGCCUUUUUUGGCGCCCAUGGUGCUUUCGAUCUCAUUGUUGUUGAGCAAAAAUUUGUAAGUAAACAAUUUCAGGCCUUCCCUUUGCACAUGGGGCAGUCAAGUGGGCAGCUCAUGUCAUCUACAGAGAUAGGGCACCCCCAUCAGAUCCCUUGCUCUAUCCGGAAGUCUCGGGCAGUCUGCAUUUUGGUGUGGAAGCCACAAUAUCUCGGCUAAUUCUACCAAUAUAUACUCAAAUAUAACAGAGAAAAUUCCUUUGAAAAACUGUCGUCUUCCCUUGGCCGCUGCUGCAUCAGAAAGUCGAAUGUGCCAACUGAAUAGGAAGGGUCACCCCAUUACUAGAAAUACUUAAAAACUUUAUCUGUUGCCUCUUCUGAAGGAGUCUGGUUUGCUUUUUUAGGGGAUUUUUUUUUCUAACCUUACAUUAGCAACUUUGAAGGCAGUAUUGUAUGUAUGGCUAAGGGGGAUUGAGGAUUAUGAAAGAUAAACUCCUUUGAGGGCGUUUUGGAAAUGAAUAAUAGUAAUUAUAACAAAUAUAUAUAGAGAGAAGUGAAUUUGAACAAGCA
Molecule: messenger RNA, 2416 nt
Organism: Juglans regia (Persian walnut)
Lineage: Eukaryota; Viridiplantae; Streptophyta; Magnoliopsida; Fagales; Juglandaceae
Exons: 4
Coding region: 686-1897 (403 amino acids)
Source: RefSeq, a predicted model, not a curated record